AUGUCAAAUCGCCAACAGAUUGACUCCGUCAUCGAUGAUGACGAUGAGUUCUGCCCCCUUUGCAUCGAAGAAUUCGAUCUCUCGGAUAAGAACUUUAAGCCUUGCCCCUGUGGGUAUCAGGUACGCAUCCUUCUCGCCUUGUACUCCCUCGCGAAUCAACGGCCCGAUCAGGAGAUCGCUCGCGUUAUUUGUCAAUUCUGCUACAACAACAUCAAAACCCACAGCGAAGAAGGCCGGUGCCCCAACUGCCGACGGGUCUACGAUGAGAGCACCAUACAAUACAAGGUUCCCGAUGCCGACGAAUUCAAAGCCGACCUGGCCUUGAAACACCGCAAGGCUGCCGCCGCGAAGAAGAAGGAGGCCGAGAAACGUGAAAUCGAGGCUUCCAGUCGCAAGAAUCUUGCCGGUGUCCGCGUCGUCCAGAAGAACCUGGUUUACGUGAUCGGUCUCAACCCCACAAUACGUGACGAGAAUCAACUCCUUCUGACUUUGCGCGGUCGAGACUACUUCGGUCAAUACGGUGACAUCGAGAAGAUCGUCGUGAGCAAGGCAAAGCCUGGUGGCAACCCGAACCAGGGCAUUGGUGUCUACGUCACUUACGCAAGGAAGGCCGACGCAGCCACUUGCAUAGCAGCUGUGGAUGGGUCAGCCAACGGUGACCGGGUGCUACGUGCCCAAUAUGGUACGACCAAGUAUUGUUCUUCCUUCCUGCGUAACGAGCAAUGUCAUAAUCGAAACUGCACCUUCCUGCACGAGACUGGUGAGGACAGCGACAGUUACAGCCGGCAGGAUCUCUCUUCGAUGAACACCUUGUCGAGUCAGCGUAUCAACGGUGCCCCCAGCGGUCCCACCCACUCGAUUCCUCCGCACGUUGCCCGGUCCUCCGCUCAACCGAUUUCGCAACCAAUGCGCCGUCAGCCUAGUAGGGAUGACGCUGCUAGUAGCCGGCCACCUGAUGGGUCUGCCCUGCCGUCGUCGGCAAGUUGGGCAAACAAGGACGCCGUGCUCAGCAGGACGAGACGAGCAAGUUUGACCGGCAGCCAAGCCUCGCAAAGUCCCCGACCCGCCAUCGCCACGGUGUCGCCCGCGGUGGAGGAGGCGAAACGCGUGGAGAAACCGUCUACGAGUGCGCAAGAGCGUGCUCAGGCACAGGCACAGGCCCAGGUCCAGGCCCAGGCUCAAGCUCAAGCUCAGGCUCAGGCUCAGGCUCAGGCUCAAGCUCAAGCUCAAGCGCAGGCGCAGGCGCAGGCACAGGCACAGGCGCAACCGUCCCCCUCCCCUGAAGCACAAUCCUCGCCGUCCAGUUCCCCGCCGACUGUCCAGACGCCACCCAAGCCGGAGACGCCUCUGUUGGAUAACUUGGUCAAGGCUGUCAACUCCCCAGACUUCAAAUUCAUUUUCUCGGCGGCUGGCCUGCCUGCGGAGGAGGUUGCCCUUAUUGAGAACCACCCUUCCUUCAUCGAUCCUUAUGGUGGUGUGAAACGCCGAGCUAUGCGUGAGAAGGCGGAGCAGGAACGUGUCCGACGGGAGCAGGAGCUACUGCAGUCUGCUGCUGCGGAAGAAGAGAGCCGUGAGAGCGGAAGCCUGCAGCUUGGUGGCGAGCCGGAUGACGCAGUGCCUCCGAGAGGCCGUAGUGGUCGCGAAUCUCAUGGUGCUAUUCAGCCUCCCUCCCAGCAGGGCACGACGACAAACUCCGUGGUUGGCUCCCCCGUCUCGGCAACCAGUCACCAGUUCCAGCAACUUAACCUGGCAGGCCGUAGCUUGACCCCUCUGCAGCAACAGCAGUUGCUUCUCUUGAAGUCUGCCGGCAACCAACAGGCUGGCCUGGUCGAUCAGCUGCAGGGUGGACUUAACUCCGCUGCUCUUGACCAAGCAGCCCAGGUCCGUCAGGGUCUACUCCAGAGCCAGAUGGCACAGUUCAAUGCUCUGCAGGCCCAAAGUCGCCAGAACUCUCGUUUCACCUUCGCCAAUGAGGCCAAUGCCAAGAACAUCCCUAAUGUGCGCAUGUUGAGCCAAAUGCAGGCUGGUACUCCUAACCCGCUCGCAGCCCCUAGUCCUCAGCAUGGUCUUGCUGGCAACUACUUCACUAGUGGCGUGCAGGGUCCACCCCCCGGGUUGAAGACGGCGGGUACUCCGCCCAUCAGCGGCGGCGGCAUGUUCGCACAGGGUCACGGUUUCACAACAAAUGCCAAUGUCGGUUUGGGAUCCAACCUCGGAAAGCAAGAAGCCAAUCCAGAGUUGAUGCGUGAGCUGCUGAGAGGCCGCAGUAGCGCAAAUGCCGGUGGUUUGCAGGGUCAAGAGGCCGCUAAGCGUGAGUUCAUGUUUCCUUUCCUCCAACAGCACCAAACUCCCCCUCCCCUGACUCCCGGCAAUGGCCUUCUCAGCUCUUUCUAUGGUGCUCAGGCGGGAAAUUAUUCCGAGUCUGGUCCACAGAAGCAGAAGAAGAAGGGGAAGAAGCACAGACACGCUAACACUUCCUCCGGUGGAGGCGGUGUAGUAGAUCUUGCGGACCCGAGCAUCCUACAGGCGAGGAUGCACCAGGUUGGUGCGAAUGCUGCCGCCGCUGCUGCUGCUGGGCAGGCGCUGUACGGGAGUCAGGGUCAAGUGGACGAAGAAUUCCCUCCUCUUGGCGCUCAGCCAAAGGACAAGCGUCCGGUUGACAGCUUUGGCUAUCUCGUGCGCUCGCAUUUCUCCAGUGACUCGCAAAGCUCGGCCCGUGCUGGAACCCCUACCCUGCCUCCGGGACUUCCUCUACCACACGCUCAUCCCGCAUCUGCCCUGUUUCAAAGUCCUCUGAACCCAUCCAGUCCGGUCUCGUCGCCAUCUGUGCCGCCAGGUCUUAAUCCGCCUUUCCAUAGGCUAGGCACGCCGGGCCAAGGACUACAAGAAGGCUCUCGCCAGGCCUCUCCGGACAUGAAGGACACUCCUGACAACGCCCCUACCUCAAGUCGCGUCAAGAAUGCGUCCGAAAUAUCACUCGGUUCUCCUGUGCCAAAGUCAGCCAACAAGGCUCGCACCCAGCAGAAAGGAGAUUUGACCGUUGCUGCUGACAAGAAAGCUGGCCCUUCGAAGGCUGGAGACAACAAUGAGAAACCCUCGGCACCUACGGGGAAAGUCAAGCCCAUAAAGCUGGAGCUUCCCUUGGGUACUUCUCAGUCUCAUGAUGCUCCAAAGCCAGAUACACCAAGUCAAUCCCAUGCUCAUGGCCCGGUGCCCACAUCGACGAUCGGUUCCCGUCCGAAUACACCUUUGACUGGGGUCUCCCGGGUUUCCGACUCGUCCGCUCCCCGCCAACCUCGAGUUCUCCGUGUGGUUGACACGCCAAAGACUGAAACCCCGCCGCCUCCGUCUGCCACCCAAUCUGUCGCGUCCAUACCUGCUGCAACAAAAGCGCGUUCCAGACGGCCAAGUAUUUCGUCCCUCAGCAGGCCUGAUACGCCCGGCGACUUGGGUUCGGAAGCCGAUCUUUACACUUCGGCGUCCGUGUCCCGUGCCAACUCUCCUCCCGCUUCGUCCAGAAUUGGCUCUGCACCUGUCCGGGCGAUGACCAAGAGCCAGGCGAAGAAGGAACGGCGACAGAAGGCCAAGGAACUGGAAGCCAAGAAACAAGAGGCCACUGCCGUGGUUGAGGAACCGGUGCAGGCCCCGAUCAUCGGGCGAAAGCGUAAGACUAAGAAGACUCCUGUUAGCUCGAACGACUCGCCAGCUGCAGCUCCGGAUAAUACUGAGACUGGAAAGUCUGCCAACUCCGCAGGCUCCGAUAGCAAUGAGAAGGCUGGCCAGCGGACAGAAGCGGCUAAGAAGAACAAAUCGAAUGAGAAGGCUACGAAGGACACCAAGGCAACUGUUACCGAGGAGAAGGCCCCUGCUGAACAGAAAGCGCCUGCUGAAGCAUGGCGUUCUAAGAACACGGUCGAGCAGCUGAUGAAGGACGCCGAAUCCAGCGGGGUCCCGGUCAAGGAGCUCUUCGCGGAACGCACGUCUCCGUUGCAGGUGCUUCUUGCUCAGCUUCACAAGUCUGCUGAGUUGGAUUUGAACAACCAUCCCCUUUUCAACCCAGCCAACCUAAACCAGCGCUUCGACAUGAAGUGCAAUGCGGAUGAUUACGACAUUCUCAAACAGCCUAUCGAGUUGACCGACGAGCAUCGCAAAGCAUUGAUGCGCGGAGAAGCCAUCCGUGUUAACUCGGACUCGAACAUGCUGAAAGACCGAUGCUUGAUCAGUCCCCGUGGGUGCGUCCUACACCAUCUGUCGCCAGAGGAAGAAGAGCGGUACCUCGCGCUUGAGAAGAACAUUGCCUGGGCAAUUGAUACCUUCCAGGAGUACUCGAACGUGCCAAUCACGGAACCAGAUGUGACCAACCGCGGUGGUGGCUUGGACGCACUGUUUGCUACCCCUGAGAACUUCAACAUCUGCUGGGUCGACGAGACCUCGGCUGGCCUCACCUCUGGCUCUCCUACUGCCGGGAUGUCCCUCUCUGACGCGAGUGGCUCCACUAUUCCUGCGCCUCCUAAUGUUCUGUCGGCCAUGGAGGCGGACAGCACUCGCAGCCAUAACUGGGCCAUUGCCAACACCGCCGAGCUGGUCAAUGCCACUGCCACCUCGGUGCGAUCCUUCGCUGCCGCUACUGCCAAGCACAUGCUCGGUGCCGCGGGGGUGGUCAUGGGCAACAUCCCAGACCUGGACGAUGUGGUAGGGAUGACCAAUGAGGAGCUGCGUUCGUUUGCCGUCAAGUCGCAGAAGGACCUCGAAUCGUCUCGCAAGGAGCUAGACACGAUCGACAAGAAGCUCAACGCCCUAGUGAAGCGGAACCGCAAGCUUGCACAGCAGGCCCUUGCGACUACCGUUGACGCGUGA
Messenger RNA from Aspergillus vadensis CBS 113365, 4857 nucleotides. Its product is annotated as CCR4-NOT core ubiquitin-protein ligase subunit MOT2. Bases 1 to 4857 code for a protein of 1618 amino acids. Gene Ontology annotation, biological process: protein ubiquitination. NCBI's taxonomy places the organism in Eukaryota, Fungi, Ascomycota, Eurotiomycetes, Eurotiales, Aspergillaceae. Gene Ontology annotation, molecular function: nucleic acid binding; ubiquitin-protein transferase activity. Gene Ontology annotation, cellular component: CCR4-NOT complex. The transcript is spliced from 6 exons. The record is from RefSeq and is a predicted model, not a curated record.